Molecule: messenger RNA, 2103 nt
Organism: Lytechinus variegatus (green sea urchin)
Lineage: Eukaryota; Metazoa; Echinodermata; Echinoidea; Temnopleuroida; Toxopneustidae
Exons: 7
Coding region: 747-1757 (336 amino acids)
Source: RefSeq, a predicted model, not a curated record
AAAAAGUUUGUAGGCCUACUCAAGCUGCCAAUCAAACUGUGCCAACCGGAUCUAGAGAAUUGAUUAUCUUAUUGAUAUAUUUUAAGCCGAGGUAAGAUUUCAGUCAUACCUCUUAGUUGAGUGUUACGAUCAUCACCGUCCGUCACGGCUGUCAAUUUUUCAUUAUUCAUCCUUUUUAUAAUAAUUCUUGUCGUCGACCAGUUUCGUUGAAUCGUCUAAUAUCGUCAACGUUAUGGUGAUCAUCUUCGGCGUCAUGGCCGUCGUCGUCAUUCUCUUAAUCAAGUCUUCUCCAUAAUUUCUCAUCCCCGGCCAUCACACAAUCUGAAUCAUACGUCUUCUUAUACAAUACUGAAUGCGUCACAAUAUUCAUUUCUUAAACUGUGAGAUGGCUUUUAUUAGAGGGGUAAGAAUGAAUCGCAAUUAUGAUGCCUUAUAUCGUACUUCAGAUUCUGUUUCUGUUGUGUUUAAUUCAGAUUUUGAAUUAUGAUUUUUUUUCAGAUAUUUACCGAAGGAUCCUCUCAAGAAGUUAAGGAAUCUGGGUUUAUUGCUCUUGGAUGCACAUGGGGGAUGGGGUCUGACCUCUCCGAUAAAGUUCAAACAUGAUCAAUAAUGGAAGUAUAAAAAAUAAAGAAAAUGAGAGGAGAAAAGGGUAAAAUAUAUCACUAAUUUCUCAGUUUAAAAGAAGUUCCACCGCCAAGACAAACAAAUGAGAAAAGGAAAGAAAAUAAAGGAAAGGGUUUCUCCUCAUGUGUCAACUCGGAAUAUCUCUUCUCAUUUCUGUUGAGAUAAGAGCUUUCGACGUAUGCCCUGUCCAGCAAUGUGCCGAGAUAGAAGGGUCGCAAGUAUCCUUAAGCCGAGCUCCAAGGCCAGGAACUACCGUGGUUCCGCAUCGCAUUUCAUAUUCACGUUGUGUGAAACCGGCAUCUGGAAUAUAUGUCUUCCUAGCCGGGAGCGAUUCAAUUUUUAGUAGCAAACUAAGUGGCCGAUACAAUCCACUAACCACUUACUACAGCUUGUUUAAAGACCACGAGGGAGAGGUCGGGGCCACGCAUUUCUCUGUCGAUUCUCUUGGAAGCAAAGUGUACUGGACAGAAUUGGCUAAAGAGACCAUUCUUAGGAGUGACAUAGAGGAUGCAGCAGGCGCGGAAACUAUUUUGACGUCAGAAAGAGCACUAUUUAUUCAUGUGCUUGAAGAAACUCGUGAGAUAUAUUGGCUCUCGGAUGAAGGAACAGAGAAACACCUGAAAAAGGCAUUUCUUGACGGAAGCUCGCCGUCAACGUUAUCCAUCGACCAAACCAAUAGCUGGGUGUGCUUUGCCAUGGAUAGUACCAAACGAAGAGUGUAUCUUGGAGGAUCGGAUAACAUCAUGCAAAUCGAUGUCAGUGGGCUUACCGUCCAAUCGAGAAAUUUUGUCAACGACACUCGCACUUCGUUUUUAUAUUUCCAUAAAAGUGAGCGUCGACUCUUUUGGGCAAACAAUCUUCUUGACGCUGUGCAGUAUACCGAUGUGGACAACCCUUCGGUUACGAAUAUCAGUAUAACCAUGAUAACCGGAAAGAUACUUAGUCUGGCUGUUAUCAGGUCUACUAUUUACAUAGUCGGAGAGGUACCACCAAAGGGACUUACUUCAGGCAAUCUUAAUAGAUUUGAUGUAUCAACUGUCAAGACUGUUUAUUCGGUUCGAAAAAAAUCAACCGGUUUUAAUUCUGGAUCAGUUGGAAUAACAGCGAUGAUUUUCAUCACUGAAAUUGAUUGAUUGCGGUAGUGGAAUACUAGUAGUGGGAAGCGGGGUUGCUAUAGGGUUGCUGAAGCACCCCCAAGAUUUUCCGGGGGCGGUGCUGCGUGUACUAUUCUCCAUAGGCAGCACCCCGCACCCCUGGAAUUGUGGUAGGUGUGCAAAAAUAGAUCAAUGUAACAAAAUUGAUCUACAUUUUUAGUGUACCUCCCCUUUUGUCUUGUAAAAUUUCUCGGGACCAAUAUUACCUUUAUUUUUUAUUGGUACCUUACAUUUUCUUGCCGAGAAUUAUAGACGCCGCUUUUCCGACGGCGGCGGCGUCAACAUUGAAAUCUUAACCUUAGGUUAAGUUUUUGAAACGACAUUA